ACCGCAGCCACAGAUCCGCACCCCAGGCCCUAGGUUCGGCUCCCCGCCCGCCCGCAGGCAGCUGUGGUCGCGAUGGAGCAGGGUGCCAGUAGCAUCCAGGUUUUACUGCAAGCAGCUGAGUACCUGGAUCGGAGGGAACGAGAGGCAGAGCACGGCUAUGCUUCCUUGUGUCCUACUCACAACUUGGGCCCAGUAAACCGCGGAAGGAGGAGACCCAAGGCCCCUAGGGACAGUUUAAGAUCCGUGCACAGCGAACUGGAGAAACACAGGAGGGCCCAACUGAGGCGCUGUUUGGAGCAGCUGAAACAACAGAUGCCCCUAAGCACAGACUGUGCCCGAUACACCACCCUGAGCCUGCUGCGCCGGGCUCGUCUGCACAUCCAGAAGCUGGAAGAACAGGAGCAGCGUGCACGAAGGCUCAAGGACAGGCUCCGAAGUGAACAGCGAAGCCUGCGCCAACGGCUAGAACAGCUCCGAGGGCCAGCUGGGGAGCGGGAGCGUCUUCGAGUAGAUAGCCUGGACUCCUCUGGCCUUUCUUCAGAGCGCUCUGAUACUGAUCAAGAGGAGCUGGAGGUGGACGUGGAGAGCCUGGUGUUUGGGGGUGGUGCUGAACUGCUUCGAGGCUUCAGCACAGGCCAGGAGCACAGCUACUCUCAUAGUGGCAGUGCUUGGCUAUGAUCCCUGCUGCCCACAGCAGGCACAUAGCUCUCCCACUCUCUUGGCUGCACCAAGCUGCCCAGCCUGCCAGAGGAGCUGCCACAGACCUGGCGAUGGUUGACUAAAGUGGGUUCCAGCUUGCAUCCCUCAUGAUACUGGGCAUUCCUGCAAAGCAGAAAAUUACUGGACUGCAGAGGCUGCUGCUGGCUCCUGGAGCUAUUUUAACUAGCCUCAGUUCCACCCCUUCUCUCUUAUGUGGGCACAGACUGCAGCUUACUCCGUUUUGUGGGGGAAAACAGGAGUGAGCCAUGGCCCUAAUAUGGAACUAAACAAGCAAUGCAACCUUGUUCCCUGUCAGAGGUUAUGGAAGGCAACCAGAGGCCUCUGACAAGGGGCUGACGUAGAGGCAGUCUGUUGCUCCCUGCCUAGACUUUUUUUUUUGUACGUUUUUUACAGCAUUGAUUUUUGUUCCUUUCAGGGCUGGGAUGCAAAUCUUCUGCUAAGCUGAUUUGUCCCCAGCACUCAAGGGACCAGUAGCAUUAAAGUGGGAUAGAGCUGUAUUCAGACUCUGGCUCUAGCUCCACAGACACCACACAGUAUUUUCAGUAAAAAACUUUUUCUUAA
Vombatus ursinus (common wombat) is the source of this 1281-nucleotide messenger RNA. It is a transcript of the gene MXD3, whose product is annotated as MAX dimerization protein 3. The transcript has 6 exons. Gene Ontology annotation, biological process: regulation of transcription by RNA polymerase II. The record is from RefSeq and is a predicted model, not a curated record. Gene Ontology annotation, molecular function: DNA-binding transcription factor activity, RNA polymerase II-specific; RNA polymerase II cis-regulatory region sequence-specific DNA binding; protein dimerization activity. The coding region runs from base 73 to 678 and encodes 201 amino acids. NCBI's taxonomy places the organism in Eukaryota, Metazoa, Chordata, Mammalia, Diprotodontia, Vombatidae.